This is a messenger RNA of Drosophila obscura, 5820 nucleotides long. RefSeq lists its product as uncharacterized. Bases 243 to 5621 code for a protein of 1792 amino acids. The record is from RefSeq and is a predicted model, not a curated record. NCBI's taxonomy places the organism in Eukaryota, Metazoa, Arthropoda, Insecta, Diptera, Drosophilidae. The transcript is spliced from 5 exons.
CAAAAUAUAAAAUACAUGAAAUAUGUGCGUUGCUAUACGCACAAAAAUAUCCUAACAAGGCAGGCUUUGACAAUCAAUCAUGUUGUGCAGCCAUACGGAGUUGAGGCUUUAUAUUUUAUGUUGUACACAGCAUUGAGCACAGUUUUUAAAAUUUCACGUGUAAUUUCCGAAAAAAAAUCUUCCACAAUUGCUACCAUUAUUCAAUCUCUUCAGUUUUAAUCGAUUUGGCGUGAACUAAUACAAUGUCGAAGCGGGACAGGGCCUACGCGCAGGCAGAAGAACGGUGGCUCGACCUCGUCUCGUCGAGCAGUGGCAUAGUGCCACAAUCAGUCGCCGCACCAGGUCCCCUGGGCGUGGAAGUGGCCGAUGAAGAACGGCCACAUUUAAGCCGGGAACAGAUCGCGAAUGAGCAGCAGCUGCUGGAUCCCGCGGUGGACAGCCUGCUGCACAUCAUCUCCGACGAUUCGGAGAUUUGCAGUCUCAUAUCGAGCGAUGGCACCGACUUCCAUGGCUGGCUUGAUCAGGACGACGUGGAUACCACAGAGGAGACCGUAGGCCAUGACGUCUACGGACUCUGUCGCACCAUGCAGUCACAGGCCGAAGAUCUACAAGCCACAAACUACUCUGCCUGCACACCACCCAAACGGCCGCGAAUGAGCUGCGAAAUAAUCGAAAUCAAUGAUUCUCCAGAGGCGGCCACAGACUCGGGCGUGGUCUUUAUGCAAUCGGUUUCCACAAAUCCCGGGGUUCUGCUCACCAACGGCAGCCUCGUCGAUGCUCGUCUGUUUGAGAUUCUGCCGCAUAGCGAGGAGCAAGCUCUCGAAAUGGUUGACCCAAGCAGUGCCGAGCAGUGCGUUGUCUACGAAGACGUGGACGGUGAAAUCGUCCUGGCCGAGGAGCACUGCUGCGAGAUAAUAGUCUCGACGCAGAACGAGCAGGCCUUCCUUAUGUCCGGCAACGGAGCUCUGAUCCGGCAUCAUCUGAACGGCUCGGGCUACAUCGAUGGCGUGGCAGGGGAUGAGGAUGAGGAAGGGACGCACAUGGAGGCCGGCAACAAUGUAUAUCUCAGCGAUGCGGCUCUGGACCAGCCCAUGGUCCAUCAUCAUGAGCUGGUCGAAGGAGAUGGGCUCGAGGAUGAGGAGGCGCACAACGACAAUGACAAUGAGAAUGAUGCAAACUUUGUGGACGACACUCCGCUGGAGGAAGAGCGUCCCGACAUUUGUCAGGUGUACGAUCACGAGUUGGAGGACCACGACAACGAGGGGGAGGAGGAGGAUGAGAUCCAGCAGGGGCACCAUCAUCAUCAGCUACAUCUGGAACAGGAGCUUCCUCUGGAGCAUGUCCCAGAGAUGGACACAGAGCAAUCCCAGCAGCCCAUUGUUAUCAGCGACAUGGAGGAGGAGGAGCAGCCCGAACCGGAGCCCGAGGCUGAGCACAGCAGCCCCACACAAUUUCCAAAUAGCUCUUCGUCCACGCCCAACGGCAGCGACAACUACGCAGAUUUCAAUCUGGGCCUGGGCGAUGAGGAUAGGCCAAGGAAAAUACAUCCGGCAAAGCGCAAGUAUCCUCCACUGCUGAAGAACACCCUCUUCUCGGAGGCCAUGGACCGGCGGCUGGCCACCAUCUGCCAGGCCCAGCCACAGAUGAGUCUCAGUGAGAAGGUGGAGACCUGGGAGACGGCCACCACCCACGACUGUGAGGCUGUCGAGGAUGUGGAGAACUUCCAGGCCACCUUCGAGCAGCACGAGGCUUCCAUUCCGCACCAGCGGCACAGCUUCAACGAGUUUUGCGAGACAUUGGUUCGCAAUAUGGAAAAGGUAAGCCGCCAGUUUAUGCAUAGUCCAGCCCAAUCGGCAGUGGACCAGGACCAGGCCAGCGCCAGCCAAGGGACAUCCGCUCCGGAGAAGCCCCCCAUUCAGCGACGCCAGCUGCAUGUGCUGCCCACAGAGGAUACCAUUAUUCUGGACGAGGAUGACGAGGAUGAUUGCUACGAGGUGGGCGGGGACAAUCCAUCUGUGGCCACCCUCACACCGGAGGCUGAAUUGCAGGCACUCUCCUCGGAGCAGGAGGAGCAGCAGCAGCAGCAGCUGCUGGAGGACUUCAAAAUGGUGCCCGACAUGAAGACAAUUCAGACACAGACCUCAGUCCAGAGACUGGCCACAAAGGAGACUUCCACAGCAGAUCUGGCACCGCUGGCAGUGGCCUCAGUGUCCACUGCAUCCGCAGAAUCUCCCGCCCCUGCUGUCGCUCUCGCAGCCAUGCCGGCUGCUAUUGCUAUUAAUUCCACGGAAACUGAAGUUGACCGUGAGCUGGCGGACGUUGUCCUUGGCUUGAUGCGAAAGAAUGUCACGAAACGGCACAAAGAGCUACUGCUGGAGGAGCAGCAGCAUUCCCGCUAUCGGGAGAGUCCCAAUCCCCCAUCGGAUGUGUCGCUUAGCCUGAGGGUUGGACAGAAUGCUGACGCCUUUGGCGAUUGCCCCAACGAUGCCAUGUUCUACGAGCAGCAGGAGUUCUGCAACUAUCUGGGACUCACGGAGAUGUCCACGGCCAAUGCAGUAGCCACGGCCAUGCGGGAGCUGGCCAACAGCACGGUGGCCCGACGCUCCCUGAGAGUGCGGCCGCAGGAGCAGCUGGACAGGAUGCGAUGUGAUGUGCGUGGCAAGCGGAAGAAGAGGAAACAGCAGCUUCAGCAGCUUGUGGCUUUGAACACCAGCAGUGAGCAGAGCACAGAGGAGCAAGCCGCAGCCUUAGUCGCGGAAGAGCAGCGUCAGUCCACCCAAGCGUAUGACCAAUACUAUGAGGCACAGGGCGAUCACCCAAUAUCCUCGGAUGCGGAGGACGAGGGGGCGGCGGAUGGAGAGGCUGACGAUAGAUGCUCGAAGUCUGAAUUGGUGGAGGCGGCCUUUGCCCAGGUCUAUGCCGCUGUCACACCCACCCAGGACCAGUUGCUGGAGACCGUGCAGCAGCAGCACCACCAGCCAGAGAAGGACACAAGGUGCUCCAAGUCUGAACUGGUAGAGGCUGCCUUCGCCCAGGUCUACGCCGCUGCCGCCCCGGCCCGUGAGGAGCUGCUGGAGUGUAUGCAGAAGCGCUUGCGACAGGCACGUGAGACGAAGCCAUCCAUCUACAUUGUCCAAUCGAUGAGUAAUGCUCCGCCAGUGGCGCUGCCAGUGGCACAACCAACGCCGCGCGCACCCACACGCACGCGUACCCUCACGCCCUCUCCCACCCGCAACGUCGAGACGGCGGGCUAUGGCGGUCCGCGUCCCUCUGUGGAGAGCUCCAGCCCAGACAGAUCCAGACAGCUGAAACACAAUCCAAAGCCAACUAAAAACCAAGCACAAACCUCCAAAACUCCCCGAAAGAGUCAGGCUGAGAGCAAGAAGCCAAGGACAUCGGUGGGUGCAUCGUCUCCUACCAAAGCGGGAGCACCUGCCCGCACCCGCGACCUGGUCACGCGCUCCACCACGCACAUGAACUCGAAGCUGCUACGCAAUCGAAAGGUCAGCCUUCUGAAGAGCUAUGCUCUCUCGGAUGCGGAUGCUCAGGGCAGGGGCAAGCGACUGAGCGGUGGCACCGCCGCAGGAGCAGCCCCGAAGAAGUCUGCCAAAGGAAGCGCGAAGAAAGCAACGGAGGCCACGGAGACCCUGGAUAAGAAGUUGCCCGAACAGCAUCGUCUCGAGCAGCAGCAGACGACGGCUGCUGCUCCACCGCAUUCUCCCAAAAAGACGGUAGGGAAGGUAACCAACGCCGUGGUCGGAGAUGCUGGAGGUAAUCGCCCAAAGAGCUACAGGCGUGCGCGAGCCCACACGAUGCCUGGGGCUGGGGUCUCUGUUCAAACAGCAGCUGGACCCUUGCCUUUUGCCCAGUUUCCCAGUUCUCUCCAUGUAACUGCUGAUCCUCAUCAAAUCAAGGCCUUGAUGGACGACUCCCAAGAGUUUUUCGCAAAACAUGCACGCACAUCCCCAGCUAAAGACCUCGUGGGUCGAUAUUUGUUAAGUGCCCGUCAGUUUGCCCAACCUCAAGAGCCACUGUUGGAGCAGCAGCAGCUUUACAUGCAGGCCAAUCCCCCGAGCUACAGCCAGUAUAUGCAAACAAACAAUUCAAACUAUGCCCAGUAUGCCAGUUUGGCCAAGCCCGUCUUGGUCUAUCCGCCACCGAGAGGAUCGGAUAUCGGACAGAAGGAGAGGGAGAAGGAUAUACAUUUCUCGCGUCGUCGGCCGUCGCAGCAGACGGAUAAUGCUGGGUCAUAUACCGAUAUCAAUCGUACCCUUCCCCCCGGUAGCAUGGUCCGACUCUGCGAUGGAUCUCGUAUGCUAAGCAACCCGCUGGCGGGCAAACACGGCAAAGUGUUGUACAUCUACUAUGAGCUGGACCAGCUGAUAGUUCUGCAGGAGCACUGCGUCAGCUUCUGGAAGUACUCGAAGGUCUUCAAUGUCUUGCACAAGCCACGUACGCCAAGCUCAGCACAGGAGAAUAAAGCCUCGACACACUCGAUACUUCCGGGCCAAGGCACUGAGUCGAAAGCCACAGAAUCGGAACACUCCUAUGCAGAGGAAGACUUUGAACGGGGCCCGCGUUGGGUGAAUCUGGGAAAACUGAGGCGCAUUACGAAUGACAAUGAGGUGUUUGCGCCGUUCGGGAAUAGACUUUGUGUGCACAAUUCAACGCCUGUGUACGUGGAGAUGCGCUGCCAUCCGCUGGACCACCACAAGCGGGAAGUGACGCUGACGUCGCUGCAUGUGAACGUUUACUACUACUGCGAGGAGGAGCUGCGCCCCAAGAUGCAUUCCGUGCAUUUGGAUGCGGUCAGCUGUGACGGGUCGCAUGUGAUUUUCACAAGCAUUGCAGAGUCUCGCUACUUUGUGGUGGCCUGGCAGCAGGAGGUGGUGAUGGGUAAGCCGCGCUCGGGCAUCUGCAAGUACUCGCUGACCCCCACGCUGGACACGCUGGCCUCGAUACGCGAGUUCAAGCAGCUGCGGCACGAGCUGAAGCACAUUGAGUGCCUCACGGAGGAUCGCCUGAUUGGCUAUGGACUGACACGCAUCACGAUCUGGGACCAUCGCAGCGGAGACACGCUGAUGAACUAUGACCUCUGCUGCCCGCUGGGCCGCACUCUGGCCACCAUGCACUACCCCAGCUUCGAAAUGGACCAGAGCAGCAUGCUGGUGCUCUAUCAGCACAUCGAGUCCCAGGAGCAGUUGGACAAGCCCUCCGAGGUACACGUGAUUGCCUGCGAGCUGUCGCAUGCGACGCCCUCGCAUCGUCUGUUGCAGGUGCACCGCCUGCCAACACCUCAGUUUAAUGAGCAGAUUCAGGCCGUCAACACCGGGGACCACCUGAUCCUCAAGGCCGGCACUGGCGAAGAGAUUUGGAUAAGUUCCGCCGAUCCCAGGCAGUUGACGUACGUGGCACCUCAGGCGAAUGGCUCACAGCGCUUCUAUGCGCGCCACAAGUCACAGGUUAUCGAGUUGUCGCCGCGCACCCUCACCGUGGACAGCAUCGCCAACCACAUGCUGCAACUGGCCGUUCAGCAGCAGCAACAGAUUAUGAACAGCAGCCAGUCGACCAUGUCAGCAUCUGGCACUGCUUCAAUCCAGUCCAUGCCCGUACCAGUAUGAACCGACAGAGAGGCUCCCUUAGCCCAAGUUCUUUAUCUAGCCGUCUGUUCCUGCUCCUUGUGCGACUUGUGUCUCUCACCAGAUUCGACGAUACGUUAAUGGCGUCUAAAUCUGAAAUGUAAUAUUCAUAAAUCCCACAGACGAACUCUCACUCGUACAUCAAAUAUACUUGAAGGUAUCGGAUGAUACAGCCCCUGUA